UGUCGCGAAUAUAAGCACCGCGAGCACGCCUCGUCGGCAAUCUGCAUCCACCUUGAUCUGCCCAACCCCGACGGAAAUCAGCAAAGAUGGUCAACUUCACUAUCGAAGAGAUCCGUGGUCUCAUGGACCAUCCCACCAACAUCCGCAACAUGUCGGUGAUUGCCCACGUCGAUCACGGAAAGAGUACCCUUACUGACUCCCUGCUCAGUAUGGCUGGUAUCAUUUCCAGCGGCAAGGCCGGUACUGCCCGUGCUAUGGACACCCGUGCCGAUGAACAGGAGCGUGGUAUCACCAUCAAGUCGACUGCCAUCUCGAUGUACUUCCAGCUCAACCCUGAUGACCUCCCCGACAUCAAGCAGGAGACCAAGGGCAACGAUUUCCUGAUCAACCUGAUUGACUCGCCCGGCCACGUUGACUUCUCGUCCGAAGUCACUGCUGCCCUCCGUGUCACCGACGGUGCCCUCGUCGUCGUCGACACCAUCGACGGUGUCUGUGUCCAGACCGAGACUGUCCUGCGUCAGGCUCUCGGUGAGCGCAUCAAGCCCGUCGUCAUCAUCAACAAGGUCGAUCGUGCUCUGCUCGAGCUGCAGAUCACCAAGGAAGAUCUCUACCAGACCUUCCGCCGCACCAUCGAGAACGUCAACGUCGUCAUUGCCACCUACUUUGACAAGGUCACCGGCGAUCUCCAGGUCUACCCCGAGAAGGGCACCGUCUGCUUCGGCUCUGGUCUCCACGGCUGGGCCUUCACCCUCCGCCAGUUUGCCAGCCGCUACUCCAAGAAGUUCGGUGUUGACCGCGAGAAGAUGAUGACCCGUCUGUGGGGUGACAACUACUUCAACCCCGCCACCCGCAAGUGGACCACCAAGGCCGAGGGCGCCGAUGGCAAGCCCCUCGAGCGUGCCUUCAACAUGUUCAUCCUCGACCCCAUCUUCAAGAUCUUCGACGCCACCAUGAACGGCCGCAAGGAGGAGGUCCUGACCAUGCUCGAGAAGCUCGGCAUCGCCCUCAAGUCCGACGAGAAGGAGCUGGAAGGCAAGGCUCUCCUCAAGACCGCCAUGCGCAACUUCCUGCCCGCCGGCCAGGCCCUGCUUGAGAUGAUCUGUAUCCACCUCCCCUCCCCCGCCACCGCCCAGAAGUACCGUGGUGAUGCUCUCUACGAGGGACCCAACGACGACGAGUGCGCUGUUGCCAUCCGCAACUGCGACUCCAACGGCCCCCUCAUGCUCUACGUCUCCAAGAUGGUUCCCACCUCUGAUAAGGGUCGUUUCUACGCCUUUGGCCGUGUCUUCUCCGGCACCGUCCGUGGUGGUCUCAAGGUCCGCAUCCAGGGCCCCGCCUUCAUUCCCGGCGAGAAGAAGGAUCUCUUCGAGAAGGCCAUCCAGCGCACUGUCCUCAUGAUGGGUGGCAAGGUCGAGACCAUCGACGACUGCCCUGCCGGUAACAUCAUUGGUCUUGUCGGCAUUGACCAGUUCCUGCUCAAGUCCGGAACCAUCACCACCUCCACCACCGCCCACAACAUGAAGGUCAUGAAGUUCUCUGUCUCGCCCGUCGUCCGUGUCGCCGUCGAGUGCAAGAACCCCUCUGAUCUCCCCAAGCUUGUCGAAGGUCUCAAGCGCCUGGCCAAGUCCGACCCCUGUGUCCUCUGCUACACCUCCGAUUCUGGUGAAAUGAUUGUUGCCGGUGCUGGUGAGCUCCACCUGGAAAUCUGCCUGAAGGAUCUCGAGGAGGACCACGCCGGUAUCCCCCUCCGCAAGGGUGACCCCGUCGUCCAGUACUGUGAGACCGUCACUGGCGAGUCCAACAUUGUCUGUCUGUCCAAGUCGCCCAACAAGCACAACCGUAUCUUCAUGAAGGCUCUUCCCCUCCAGGAGGACCUCAGCCGCGAGAUUGAUGAGGGCAAGGUCAGCUCCAAGGAUGAACUCAAGGCCCGUGCCCGCUACCUCGCCGAGACCUACGGCUGGGACGUCACCGAUGCCCGUAAGAUCUGGUGUUUCGGCCCCGACUCGACCGGCCCCAACAUGCUUGUUGAUGUCACCAAGGGUGUCCAGUACCUCAACGAAAUCAAGGAUUCGUGCGUUGCUGCCUUCCAGUGGGCCACCAAGGAGGGCUGUAUCGCCGAAGAGAACAUGCGCGGUAUCCGCUUCAACAUCCUCGAUGUCGUCCUGCACGCUGACGCCAUCCAUCGUGGUGGUGGCCAGAUCAUCCCCACCUGCAGACGUGUCUGCUACGCCUCCGUCCUCACUGCCGAGCCCGGUAUCAUGGAGCCCGUCUUCCUGGUUGACAUCCAGUGCCCCGAGAACGCCAUGGGUGGCAUCUACGGUGUCCUGAACACCCGCCGUGGCCACGUCGUCUCGCAGGAGAACACCCCCGGAACCCCUCUCUACCAGGUCAAGGCUUACCUCCCCGUCAUGGAGUCCUUCGGCUUCACCGCCGAUCUCCGUGCCGCCACCGGUGGUCAGGCUUUCCCCCAGAUGAUCUUCGAUCACUGGCAGCUCAUGGGUGGCUCGCCCAUCGAGAAGGGAUCCAAGAUCCAGGAGCUGAUGAUGGCCGUCCGCAAGCGCAAGGGUCUUCCCGAGGAAAUCCCUCCUCUCGACCGCUACUACGACAAGCUCUAAAGCGUGUUCAGCAUGCCAUCAGUUCCAUUUCUGUGAUUAUCUUUCCUCUUGCCUCUUUCUUUCUCAUAAAUCUGUAAUUGGGACAUGCUCUUGAUGUAUUCAUACUUACAGCGUGUUCUCGUGCCAACGGGACACCUCCCACAACACGCUCACUGAGUUGCACUCACAGCACACACUCCCA
Molecule: messenger RNA, 2796 nt
Organism: Polychytrium aggregatum
Lineage: Eukaryota; Fungi; Chytridiomycota; Chytridiomycetes; Polychytriales
Product: P-loop containing nucleoside triphosphate hydrolase protein
Exons: 4
Coding region: 87-2615 (842 amino acids)
Biological process (GO): translational elongation
Cellular component (GO): ribonucleoprotein complex; cytosol
Molecular function (GO): GTP binding; translation elongation factor activity; ribosome binding
Source: RefSeq, a predicted model, not a curated record